Betta splendens (Siamese fighting fish) is the source of this 2032-nucleotide messenger RNA. RefSeq names its product protein disulfide isomerase family A, member 6 (gene pdia6). Gene Ontology annotation, cellular component: endoplasmic reticulum lumen. NCBI's taxonomy places the organism in Eukaryota, Metazoa, Chordata, Actinopteri, Anabantiformes, Osphronemidae. Gene Ontology annotation, molecular function: protein disulfide isomerase activity; protein-disulfide reductase activity. The transcript is spliced from 13 exons. The record is from RefSeq and is a predicted model, not a curated record. Gene Ontology annotation, biological process: response to endoplasmic reticulum stress. The coding region runs from base 136 to 1470 and encodes 444 amino acids.
GAGGCGCUGCCUCGACACCGGCGGACCAAUCGGCGCGGGCCACGGUGAGAUCUUUUCGAUGUACUUUUUCUGGGAGACUCCAGUGCUGCAGUUUGUGUGUGUUGCUAACAGAGGAGACUGCGAGUAGCUGAGACCAUGAGACCGCUUCUUCUUGGAGUGUUGGGCUGCUCCCUGGUCCUGUCCAUCCAGGCUUUGUACACGUCUAGCGAUGAUGUUAUCGAGCUCACCGCGUCCAACUUCAACAGGGAGGUCGUCCAGAGUGAGAGUCUGUGGCUGGUUGAGUUCUACGCUCCGUGGUGUGGUCACUGUCAGAGUUUAGCUCCAGAGUGGAAGAAAGCAGCCACAGCCCUCAAGGGAAUUGUCAAGGUUGGUGCUGUAGAUGCAGACCAGCACAAGUCUCUGGGUGGUCAGUAUGGAGUGAGAGGUUUCCCCACCAUCAAGAUCUUUGGGGGAAACAAGAACAAGCCGGAUGAAUACCAAGGUGGACGCAGUAGUCAGGCCAUUGUGGAUGGAGCCAUGAACGCCUUGCGCAGUCUGGUUAAAGACAGGCUGAGUGGCAAGUCUGGCAGCUCUGGCUACAGCAAACAGGGUGGUGGCAGCGGAGGCAAUGGUGGCAGCAAAAAGGAUGUGGUCGAGCUCACUGACGACAACUUUGACAAGAUGGUGCUGGACAGUAAUGAAGUGUGGUUGGUGGAGUUCUUCGCCCCCUGGUGUGGACACUGCAAGAACCUGGAGCCUGAGUGGGCAGCUGCAGCCACAGCUGUUAAGGAACAGACCAAGGGCAAAGUUCGCCUGGGAGCCGUGGAUGCCACUGUGCACCAGGUUCUGUCUAGUCGCUAUGGGGUCCGUGGAUUUCCUACCAUCAAGAUUUUCCGCAAAGGCGAGGAGCCAGAGGACUACCAGGGAGGACGCUCCCGCGGAGACAUCAUCGAGAAGGCUUUGGACCUGUUCUCUGAUAAUGCUCCUGCUCCUGAACUGCAGGAGAUCCUCAGUGAAGAUGUCCUGAAGAAGACCUGUGAGGACAGUCAGCUGUGUAUAAUCGCUGUCCUGCCGCACAUCCUGGACACAGGCGCAGCUGGUAGAAACGACUAUUUGGAGGUGAUGUUGAAGAUGGCUGAUAAGUACAAGAAGAAGAUGUGGGGGUGGCUUUGGACGGAGGCAGGAGCUCAGAUGGAGCUGGAGUCUUCUCUGGGCAUCGGUGGAUUCGGAUACCCGGCCAUGGCUGCUAUCAAUACACGCAAGAUGAAAUUUGCUCUCCUGAAGGGCUCCUUCAGUGAGACUGGUAUUCAUGAGUUCCUCAGGGAGCUUUCUGUCGGCCGUGGCUCCACUGCCACCUUGGGAGGCGGAAUCAUGCCUAAGAUUCACACUGUGGAAGCCUGGGAUGGCAAGGAUGGACAGCUUCCUGUGGAGGACGACUAUGACCUCAGUGACAUAGACCUGGAUGAUGACUUCGACAAGGAUGAGUUAUGAGCCUAGAUGAGGCGGGAUCCGAGACAGGUCGUCGUUUGUUGAAUCCGGUCCGGCCCCGUGCGACCCGCCUCUCCUCUCCUGUGGACGAAUGGGAGGCCCGGUUGCCCAGUUACUAAAAUAUUCUAGAAAAGACACAGGAGAAACACCUGCGGUUUCUCACAACAUCUUUUUGUGAGUCACACAGGGACGGGGGGGGGUGGCGUGUCCCUGGUGUGACCUGCUGAACAUUAAGGCGCUGCAUAUUUAUAUGGCUGUGACCACCAGCUGAGGAGAGGAAGGAGGUUCUGAAUGUGGCAUUUCAACCUUUUUUUGUAAAACGCCGCCAAGCACACAUUUUAAUGUGAACAUGUCAAAGUAACACUUCAAUGGUUCAAUGGUGUGACUAAAAUAUUUUCUGUUUUCUUUUUAAUCCGUGACUAAGAAUCUUGGUGGGUUUGCAUUAUCUGUCCAGGACAAGGGGAUACCGUGGGCCUUGUGUAGAUUUUUCUUACACGACUUUAUUUCAAUUGUGUGAAAACAAAAUGACAUUUUUGUUACAAAAAUAAAAAGAAAUUAAAAACAA